Messenger RNA from Carica papaya (papaya), 1351 nucleotides. It is a transcript of the gene URH1, whose product is annotated as uridine-ribohydrolase 1. Gene Ontology annotation, molecular function: purine nucleosidase activity. The record is from RefSeq and is a predicted model, not a curated record. Gene Ontology annotation, biological process: purine nucleoside catabolic process. NCBI's taxonomy places the organism in Eukaryota, Viridiplantae, Streptophyta, Magnoliopsida, Brassicales, Caricaceae. Gene Ontology annotation, cellular component: cytosol.
UAGAUAAGUCUUUGUUCGCAGGCGGGCAGCUCAGCUCUGAAUCAGCGUCCCCCCAUCCCUUCGCUCCCGACAAAAGUAAGAUGGAAAACUGUCACGGGGAGGUUGUGGAUGGACACAACGGCGCGGUAUUUGAGUCCUUGGCUAAGCGUGAGAAGCUCAUUAUCGAUACUGAUCCUGGGAUCGAUGAUAGCAUGGCAAUCUUGAUGGCAUUUCAAACUCCCGAGUUGGAGGUCGUGGGCUUGACAACGAUUUUUGGUAAUGUUACUUCAGAGGACGCCACUCGCAAUGCCUUGCUUUUGUGUGAGAUAGCAGGGUGUCCAGGUAUUCCUGUAGCAGAGGGAAGUCCCGAGCCUCUAAAGGGAGGGAAGCCCCGAGUUGCAGACUUUGUUCAUGGUUCUGAUGGAAUGGGAGAGAUAUUUCUCCCUCCUCCAAAAUUAAGGAAAUCAGAGAAGAGUGCAUCUGAAUUUUUAGUUGAUAUGGUCUCUGCUCAUCCUGGUGAAAUUUCCAUUCUUGCACUUGGGCCACUAACAAACUUGGCACUGGCAAUAAAAAGGGAUAGUUCCUUCGCAAGCAAGGUGAAGAAAAUUGUUGUCCUAGGGGGUUCCUUCUUUGCAUCUGGAAAUGUAAAUCCAGCUGCUGAGGCAAAUAUUUAUGGAGAUCCAGAAGCUGCAGAUAUUGUGUUUACAUCUGGGGCAAAUAUUGUUGUUGUUGGGAUAAACAUUACAACACAAUGCAUGCUAACAGAUGCUAACCUGCUCGAGUUGAAGCAAUCCAAGGGGAAGUAUGCUAAAUUCAUAUGUGAUAUGACCAAAUUCUACAGAGAUUUUCAUGUGAAGUCUGAUGGCGUAUAUGGGAUUUUCCUUCACGACCCUGUCAGUUUUGUGGCAGUAGCUCGGCCUGAUCUCUUCACGUACAAAAAUGGGGUUGUUAGAGUUGAGACACAGGGCAUUUGCUUGGGGCAUACCUUGAUGGACCAAGGACUAAAGAAAUGGAAUGGAAGCAACCCUUGGACUGGCUAUUCCCCUAUUUCAGUUGCUUGGACUGUUGAUGUUAAUGGAGUCCUUGAUUAUAUUAAUAGUCUGCUGAUGAAACCAUGAAAGUUGUCGAAUUUCCUAUCUAUCCGGAAACAUAUAAAAAGAAAUGAAAGUGGAAAAGCUUAAAACUAACAUUGAAUUCAUGAUUGCUUUUUCCCGGAGGUGUCAAAGGCUUCUAGUUUCUCAUGCAUUGUCGCUAAUAAAUUUCUCACGAUUGGUUUGUACAUUUUUCAACUUUAUAUGUGGGAUGGUAAUGAGUUUCUCAUGCACAAUUGUGGCAUCCUUUUAUUUCAUCUAAGCAAAAGACGUCGGUAUGA